Molecule: messenger RNA, 885 nt
Organism: Eruca vesicaria subsp. sativa (arugula)
Lineage: Eukaryota; Viridiplantae; Streptophyta; Magnoliopsida; Brassicales; Brassicaceae
Source: the annotation of a GenBank genome assembly
AUGGCAGGUGGUUUGGAUAUGUCACUCGAUGAUCUUAUCAAAUCUAAUCGAAAACCUACGGGAUCUCGCGGCCGCGGCAACGGUGGUUCUAGUAGCGGUGGUCGCGGAUUCGGCGGUGGCUCAGGUCCGUCUCGAAGAUUUACCAACCGAGUAGGGAACAGAACGGCGCCGUAUUCAAGGCCUGCACAGCAACAACAACUAGCUCUAGACCCGAUGUGGCAAAACGACGUUUUCGCUACUGACGCGAGUGUAGCAGCAGCUUUUGGGAAUCAGUCUGGAGGCUUUGGCGUCGCUGCCGGCGGCGGAGGCUCUUCAAUCGAGACGGGGACGAAGCUUUACAUCUCCAACUUAGAUUAUGGUGUCACCAACGAGGAUAUCAAGGAGCUCUUCUCGGAGGUUGGUGAUCUUAAGCGUUAUGGGCUUCACUAUGAUAAGAGUGGAAGAUCCAAGGGUACUGCUGAAGUUGUUUUUUCACGGCGUGGUGAUGCCUUGGCUGCUGUUAAGCGUUACAACAAUGUUCAAUUGGAUGGGAAGCUUAUGAAGAUUGAGAUCGUUGGAACUAAUGUUUCAGCUCCUACACCUCCACUUUUUGCUCCAGCUCAGGUUCCUUUUCCUGGGAAUGGGAUACUUGGCAACUUUAAUGAGAAUUACAAUGGAGGCUUCAACGGGAACUUCAAUGGAAACUUCAGAGGAAGAGGUGGUUUUAUGGGGCGGCCUCGCGGUGGUUUUGGCGGUGGUAAUUUCCGAGGAGGAAGGGGAGGUAGAGGAGGAGGAGGUGGUGGUCGUGGAAGAGGAAGAGGACGUGAUGAAAAGGUAUCUGCAGAGGAUCUUGAUGCUGAAUUGGACAAGUAUCACAAGGCGGCAGCAAUGGAAGAAACAAGUUAA